AUCCGGGGAUAAUGGGCCAUAAUUGCCGGAGGCUUUCUGAGUUUCUGGGAAAAAGCUGGCGGCGGGCCUGACGUCACGUGCCAACUGUUGCAAAAUCCAGCGAACUGCGAUUCGAAUUCCGAUUCCGACCAACACUGCCCCCCAAAAGGUUGUCAACUCCUCCGCUUUUCCCAUCCCAUUCCCAUUCCCAUUCCAACUGGAGGGCAUUACCUUUAUCUGGCACUCGACUCGGGGGCAAAACCAACGCAAUCCAUCUCGGCAUCUCCAUUUGUGCAACUGUCCCAGAGAAAACUCAUCCGAGAGUUAGGGAUUUUAGCUUGUUCAGAAAACAGUGGUCUGAACAAUAAAAAAAUAUUAGUACUUAGAUAUUUCAGUGGAUUACAGCCUACAAAAAAUAUGUUAUAUUACAUAAUUUCUAACUGAAGGAAUAUAUUUAAAAGCAUUAAUAUAAAAAGUGGCUUCUUAAUUAUUAGAAUAAACAGAUUUUUAAAUACUAAAGCAGUUAGGGCUUAAAAAAUGCAUAUGCUUCAAUUUAAAUUCUUAGGUUUUGAUUGUUACUAUUCAUUUAAAAAUACUUAAUAUCUUAGAGGAUUACUUUUAACUAAGAAGUAUUAAAAUAUUUGAAGACAAUUUAUGAAUCGGAAGUAUAACAUUAUUAAAAAUUAUUUUAUUUUUUUUGUAUGUUAUAUUAUUUAUUUUUAUUUUGUAUUUGUUAUAGAGCAUUUUGUAUUCGUUGCUUUUCGCUGAGGGAAAACUGUAAUCUUUCUGCUGUGUUGUUGUCGUGCUACAAGCUUAUUAUAAUUAAGCAAUUUAUUUAAUUUCUAAUUAUUUCUUAUCCUCCGCAUGACAACUCUGUGAAAAAAAUUAUAUAAAACCGACAACCGCAGGCGGACGGAGGUGCCUGUUUUGGCGGAAGAACCGAAGAGGAAAAAAGUCGAGAUAGAUCGCUUUUAGCCGAGCCUCAGAUGCAAAGAUACGCGGCUGCCGAGAUACAAAGAUACAGAUACAGAUGCACAUGCCGCCAAAGACUUGAAACCGCCUUGUGAUUUAUAUUUACUUUUGUUUAUAAUUUAAUUUGCUGUGUAUGUUUUUGUUCCCUCUCUUUAUGUUUUUUUUUUUUUUUUUUUUUUUUUUUCGCCUAACUAUUUUUAACUUAUACUAAGUUAACUUGCUAAGCCUCUAAGAGGUCUUAAUUUGUUGCUGUAUUUUUGGUUUUUGUUGCUGCUGGGAAUGUAACCUGCUGUGGCUGAUGUCUUGCAACGAUUAUGUUACACGAUAAUUGGCCGCAAUUACGAUCGGAGUGGUAGUGUUGGGGUUCAAAGUCAGGGUCAUGGGGUGCUGUGAUAUUGCCGACAAGUUCAUUGAGCAUUAGACUAUAUAUUUUUUGGCGUGCAUGCAUACAAAAAUUCGUAUCCGAAAUGGCCAGCCAGAAAAACGAACCGAUCAUGGACUGUGAAUUUGAGAUCCGUGGCAAUGUUCCCAAGGAGGCCUUUCAACUAUUUGCAUCCGCGCAGGCGAAAACCCUGGGACUCCGGGGAUUCAUCACCCAAGUCAACGAAGGGCAAUACAGGGGUCAGCUGCAGGGCGAGGGCAAGGUCAUCGAGGCCUUCAAGAAGCUCAUUCUGGCCGCCGCCGAAUAUGUGCAGGCCAUCAAGGAGUUCAUCAUCAAAAACCUAAAGGUCAUUCAGGAAUAUACCUACAAGACCUUCGAAGUUAAGAAAAUAACCUGUGAAGCUGCAGAAAAUUCUCAUGAGAUCAUAAUGAUUGUUCGAUGGCUGAUUUAUGCAAUUCCCCAAAUGACCCGUGAGUUCUGUUCUUCAAAGCCGACGGCUCCUCAACUUGUUCUAGGGCCAAUCGUGACCAAUAAGCUAAUGAUGUUAUGUCCGAGGGAGGGGCUAACCUUGUGGCCAUCGCCGAUCGGAUAUCGCAUGCCUCGGAUGCAUAAUCCAGCGAUGUUGAUGUUCCCGGCCGCUUGGCAUGCAAAUCGGAGACAUGAUCGCCGCCUCGAUCGACACGAUCCAAACAUACUCCAAACAUACGACCACGGAUGGUUAUUUAUGCACUCGCGGAUACGAUUGCCGAUUCGAUCCCCGACUUCCCCGACUUCCCCGACUUCCACGACUUCCCAAACUGGCCGCCACUCAACUCAGAUAAUGUAUCUGCAAUGAUAUAUGGACGGCUAAUCUAUCAUGGCCCAAGCAACGUUACAAUUUUAUGGGUCAAUUUGCGGACGGCCAUUAGCAGAAUGUGUGUGUGCAACAGGUAGCCGGGUAUCUGUUUGUCUACUAUAUAUGCUACACGGACAAAAAUCUAGCACCAUCUGACCUAUCUCGCAGAGAAUUAAAUAUGAAAUUACUAAUUGAUUGAGUUUUUUCCAAGAGUUUCCUUCGUAAAAGCCGUUUUUAAAUGAAAAUUGUUCACACCA
This is a messenger RNA of Drosophila elegans, 2425 nucleotides long. Its product is annotated as acylphosphatase-1. Gene Ontology annotation, molecular function: acylphosphatase activity. The coding region runs from base 1419 to 2168 and encodes 249 amino acids. Lineage: Eukaryota; Metazoa; Arthropoda; Insecta; Diptera; Drosophilidae. The record is from RefSeq and is a predicted model, not a curated record. The transcript is spliced from 2 exons.